GAAGGGAUGAUCGCUUGAGGAGGAUGGUCCAUUGGAACAUCUAUCGUCUAAUCCCCUUGUUUGGUCUGAGGAGGUUGCGUUUCUGUUAUUUCUCGUCAACUGCGGAACCCGAGCACCAUCAAGCUCCGGAUUUUCGCCGAUGGAACAAGAACAUCUCCCAUUUAAUUCGAAUCGGUAGGCUGGAUGAAGCAAAAAGAGUUUUUGAUAUGUUGGGGCAUCGAAACUCAGUUACGUGGAAUUCCAUGAUCAGUGGCUAUGUGCAACGCCGAGAGAUUGCAAAGGCUCGGAAGCUCUUCGACGAAAUGCCAUGUAGAGACAUAGUGUCUUGGAAUUUGAUGAUAUCAGGCUACAUUUCAUGCGGCAGUGGCAGGUUAAUCAUGGAAGCGCGGUCUUUGUUCAAUAGAAUGCGUGAGAGAGAUUCUGUCUCUUGGAACACGAUGAUUAGUGGCCUCGCAAGAAAUGGAAUGAUGGCAGAUGCGUUGGAUCUUUUUCAUAGAAUGCCUGAGCAGAAUGUUAUCUCAUGGAAUGCAAUGAUCACUGGUUUUCUGCAGAAUGGUGAUGUUUCACGUGCGAUUGAUAUGUUUGAGAGAAUGCCUAGACGUGACUCGGCUUCUCUUAGUGCACUUGUAUCCGGUCUUAUUCGAAAUGGUGAAUUGGAUGAAGCUGCAAGAAUUCUGCUGAAAACAGGGGAAAUGACUGAUGGCAGUGAAGAUUUAGUGCAUGCUUAUAACACUCUGAUUGCUGGUUAUGGUCAGAGCAGAAGGGUUGAAGAAGCUCAAUACUUGUUUGAUCAAAUGCCUUCCUAUCAUGAUCAGAAACAAAUCAAUGGAAGGUUUGAAAGAAAUGUGGUUUCAUGGAACACCAUGAUCAUGUGCUUUGUGAAAGUGGGAGAUCUUGUUUCAGCCCAGAGGAUGUUUGACAAAAUGGAUGAACGGGAUGCUGUCUCAUGGAACACUAUGAUCAGCGGUUAUGUUCAUGCAUCAGAUAUGGAAGCGGCCUCCAAUCUUUUUGGUAAAAUGCCUGUUCCUGACACUCGGUCAUGGAAUUUGAUGAUAUCUGGGUAUGCCCAGAAAGGUGAUUUAGAACUUUCUCGUGAUUUCUUUGACAGGAUGCCCCAAAAAAGCCUCGUUUCAUGGAACUCAAUGAUAGCAGGGUAUGAACAGAAUGGUAACCAUGAUGAAGCAGUUGUUCUCUUUUCUCAAAUGGUAACUGAAGGGGAGAUGCCCGACCGACAUACUUUAUCUUCAGUUCUGAGUGCUUGUGCUGGGCUUACGGCUUUGUACCAAGGAAUGCAGAUCCAUCAGUGGGUCAUAAAAACAGUGGUUCCAGAUACACCCAUAACUAAUUCCCUUGUGACUAUGUAUUCAAGAUGUGGAGCAAUUACAGAAGCAAAAAGCAUCUUUAAUGAUACGAAAUUGCAACGAGAUGUAGUCUCAUGGAAUGCAAUGAUUGGAGGGUAUGCAUAUCAUGGUUUUGCAGGGGAAGCUCUUAUGCUAUUCGAGGAGAUGAAGAGAAAGAAAGUGCAACCCACACAUAUUACAUUUAUUUCAGUUUUGAAUGCAUGUGCUCAUGCAGGGUUAGUGGAUGAAGGACGAAAACAUUUUAAUUCUAUGAUUGAAGACUUUGGGAUUGAACCAAGAGUUGAACAUUUCGCGUCCCUUGUUGAUGUGGUGGGUAGGCAUGGGCAGCUGAAAGAGGCCAUGGAUCUGAUUAAUGCUAUGCAAGUCAAGCCAGAUAGGGCUGUGUGGGGUGCCUUGUUGGGUGCUUGCAGGAUGCAUAACAAUGUGGAAUUGGCCCAGGUUGCAGCGGAAGCUUUGAUGAAGCUCGAGCCGGAAAGUUCAGCCCCGUAUGUGUUGCUAUACAAUAUGCAUGCUGAUGCAGGGAGAUGGGAUGAUGCAACAGAUGUGAGGAUGGUGAUGGAAAGGAAUGGUAUCCGGAAACAAACUGCAUACAGCUGGAUAGAGUUGCACAACAAGGUUCAUAUGUUUGUUGCAGCAGAUAGAACACAUCCUCUUUCUGAUGAGAUACAUGCAUUGAUUGAGAGUUAUAAUCUGAUAAUCAGAGAUCUUGGUUUGGAUAUCUUCUAUUACUUUGAGUUUGACUAGGAAUUUCCCAGGAGUCUCAUCUGUUGCUCUUUUCAUUCUUCAUAAAAAAGUAGUCCAAGAACUAUUACUAUUUAUUCAACUCAUUGGCCACUGAAACUUGAUAUCUUCUAACAAGUUUGUUGGGAUGGCAGUCCUGGAAGGGAAGUUCUGUUGCAAUGAUGACAGGUUCUGCAAAUUUUCUCAAGGAAGAGAGAGGGAGAGUCCAACAACAAAGGCAAUGGAGAAGGCGGUGGGGUGGUAACAUUAAAAAG
Messenger RNA from Telopea speciosissima, 2356 nucleotides. RefSeq names its product pentatricopeptide repeat-containing protein At1g62260, mitochondrial. Gene Ontology annotation, molecular function: protein binding; RNA binding. The transcript has 2 exons. NCBI's taxonomy places the organism in Eukaryota, Viridiplantae, Streptophyta, Magnoliopsida, Proteales, Proteaceae. The coding region runs from base 24 to 2105 and encodes 693 amino acids. The record is from RefSeq and is a predicted model, not a curated record. Gene Ontology annotation, biological process: RNA modification.